CUGCUGCUGCCAAUGCGCCAGGAUAGAGAGAUCUCGGCGCGGGAGGAGAUGACGCAAAAGGCAGAGCUCCCCCCAAAAAAGUGUUUCUCCAGGACGAAGAUGGCGGCAACUUAGCCCAGGGGCCCAAGAUGCCUGUGGCCAUCGGGGGCCCCCAGCCAGGCAGUUCCGCCCCGUGCGCCCGGGGACACCGCGCCCGGCGGCAACAGCGGCGGCAGCCGCAGCCCAUUGUCACCAGCAGCGGCGGCGGCCCCGGCAGCCUCCUCCUCCUCUUCCUCUUCCUCCUCCUCCUCUUCAGCAUCCUCAGCAGCGCUCCGGGAGCCCUGCAGCAGCGUCUCUCCAGUUAGAGCGGAGGGGGGAGAGGAGAAAGAGGAGACGGAGACAGCGGUGCAGGCAUCUGUGCCGCGGCUCGGGGCUGAGGACGAAGAGCAGCGGCGGCGGCAGUGAGGAAGAGGAGGCGAGCAGCCCUCCUAGAGCCGUCCGUCGGCAGCGGGGGACGCGGAAUGCAGCUGUCCAGGGGCAGCGGGCUGUUCUCAGGAGGGAGAUGGGGAGCUGCGAUCUGACCAUGCCCGGGUGAGAGGGGGAAAGGACCAGCCGCGCAGCCCCGCCACCGCCAACUAUCACCACUACCACCACCAUCUCCUCUCCCUCCUCCUCUCUCUGCGUUAUUGCUCUUAUCUUCUCCACGGUACUCCGCGUUGGAUGGACUGGGACUGCUUCGUGUGCUGAGACCAAGGCAGAGCCGCCGGCGACAGCCAACGAUAUCUCAGAGGAAGGGGUACUUGGAUGUGCAGUCGGCAGUACGAUGACGGCUUAAAAAUCUGCUUCGCACCCCGGGAGAACGAGAAACCCUUCACGGAUUCAGAGAGGGCUCAGAAAUGGCGACUGUCCCUGGCAUCGCUCUUGUUUUUCACGGUCCUGCUCUCUGAUCACUUGUGGUUCUGCGCCGAGGCCAAAUUCACGGGGACCGGAGAGAAGGAGCAGCCGCCGCCCGACAAGCCGGAGCCCGCCGAGCCGGAGCUUCUGGCGGCCAUGGGGGAGCCGGCGCCCCCUGCGCCCCGGCUCCUCACCCCCCCCUCGCCCUCCCUCCCGCCCUCCCCCAGCGGCGGCGGCGGCGGCAGCGGCCACGCCAACGGCACCGAGCACCGGCACGGCAAGGCUGCUUUCCUGGGGAACUCCACCGCCGGCCCCCUCGAGACUUGCCCCCCCCCGAGCUCCUCGUCCGGGCAGUGCUUCAGCGUGGGGGACGCGGAGGCCGUUUGCAGGCGGCGGGGGGGGCCGGGGCGGCCGCGGGGCGCGGGGCAGAGCCCGGCGCCCGGCUGGGACCUGACGGAUUUUUACCUUUCCUUUUGUAAUUCCUACACACUUUGGGAGUUGUUCGCCGGGUUGUCCAAUCCGGACACUUUGAACUGCAGUCUGGAUGUGGUGCUGAGGGGGGGCGGCUCCUGCAGCCAGUGCGUCCAGGCUUACCAGCGCUACGACCAGCACGCUCAGGAGAAAUACGAAGAGUUUGAGAUUAUGCUCCAGAAAUAUUUACAGUCGGAUGAGUACUCGGUGAAAUCGUGUCCUGAGGAUUGUAAGACUGUCUACAAAGCCUGGCUCUGUUCCCAGUAUUUUGAAGUCACACAGUUUCACUGCAGCAACAGAAUUCCUUGCAAGCAAUACUGUUUGGAGGUUCAGACGAGGUGUCCCUUUAUAUUACCAGAUAAUGAUGAUGUCAUCUAUGGAGGACUAUCAAGUUUCAUCUGUACAGGGCUCUAUGAAAACUAUCCAACCAAUGCAGAACCAGAAUGCUGUGAUGUCAGAUGGGGACUAUUAUCAGAUCAUCAAUCCAAAGGGACUAUAAAAACAAGUGGCUCAACAAUAUGUCACAGGACAUCACUCACAGUUUCAUCAGCAUCAAGACUGUGUAACAGCAGACUUAAACUGUGUGUUCUCGUAUUAAUUCUCUUACAUACAGUACUUGCAGUCUCAGCAGCACAGAACUCAACGGGACUGGGCUUUGGAGGCAUAACAACUUUGGAAGAUAAUUCAACCAAUGAGGAAUAAAAACAACAACAAAAAAAAUGGAUUCAUCUAUCAUAGAAACACAAGAGGCCCUGUUGACUACAGUCAGAAAUAACAAUGACUGAGUGUUUUACCUUCAGAUCUCUUCUUGAAUGACCAUUUGGUUAAAAAGAAAAGAAUGGGCCACUACCCAAACAAGGACACAAGAACACAGCUUUUUAUUGACUAAAAGGCUGUAUGGUGACUUAAAUUUCUCACACCAUUUUAUACACUGUGUUUUAAUGUUUGGAGUUUCUUUUUUGUUUGUUUUUUGCACUUGUUAAUACAGGAUUUUAUUUUUGGGACAGUUUCUCAAAGCUAAAUUAAGUCUUUUCUCUGUCGAUAUAUUUCUAGUCAUUGUGUGUGUUCAUCUGAUAGUUCUGUCUUUUAUGUCCUGUCAGUUUCUAUUAGAGGAAUGACUGCUAUGAUUCCAUGACAUAGCAACAAAAUAAUAAUAAUAAUAAUAAAAUUAAAUUAAAAAAAAAAAAAGAACAAUGAAAAAAUAAAAAUUAAAAAAAAAAAAGAAAAAAAGACAAAAAAAAAAAGACAAAAAAAAAUCAAACAAACAAACUUAACUGUCCUCUUACCCAUGGAACCAUUCAUCUCCUUUCUCCUCCCCAUCUCCUCUUACAGACAACAUACACUUGCUUCUGUUUGUGUAAUCACAAUGAAUGGGUACACAAUUCCAGUGUGCCUCUGCCACUGUUGCACAAACCAGUUGACUGAGCAAACCCAAAAGGAGCAUGAAGGGGGUUCCUUUUAGCUGAACAGAUAAGUGCUCUCCUUACAAGGUGGGAUCGGACAGUUAAAAGAUGUAAAAAAAAAUAUAUAACAAACUGUUGUUCCAAUACCCAUUUUGAAGAAGUCCAGUCCUUUCUCACUGGUCAGUUGAACAGGAGCAGCCUCUUUUAGACAUGCUAUGUAAAACCAGUUAAGCUCAGUAAGUUGAGUAGUUGGGAAGCCUUCAUAUUGGAGGUGAAGGAUUGGCAUUCAUUGUGAAUUACGUUUUGAGUUUUCCUGCUGUCACAUAACCAGCAGUUUUCCAUAAGGAAUGGGAGUAAAGAGCUUCCAAAAUCCAAGUAUUUUUGUCUCAAAAUUACACUAGAAGCCUUUUGGCAUCUACAUCAUAUAAUAUUUUUUGGUUUUAAUUCCAUAGUUUUUCUAAAAUCUACAUGUUGUUGAAAGUUACUCUAGUUAUUAAGGGUGCACAAGAAUGUGUUAGCACAGAUAAAUAAACUAUUUUGUUUUAUAUAUGUAGGACAACCAUUUUCAUAAAUGUGCAAUAAAACCAUAAAGAUAUACUAGGAUAUGAGUAGUCAAGAGAAAAGAAGAUUGUAAUCUUCUGCUUUUUCAUUGUUUGGGAUGGCUUUUAAUUUGUUUAUUUUUAUUUUGGGGGGAACGUUUCACCUGCUGAGUGUACGAGAGUUUGCUUUUUAAAAAGGCUUUUUAGAGUUUACAGUAGAAUCAAUGGAAGGAAAAGUUAAUAAGGGCUGUUUUUAAAAACUUUACAUUCCUUCCUAUUCUCUAACUACACUUGGGAAGUGCACUUUAGAGAUGUUUGCUGUGUAGCUGGGAGAUGAAGGAAAACUAUAGGAAAUGUUCUCUUAGGAAAUAAAAUAUAGUUAUCUACUUUCUAGCUAUGAAAUACCCCUUGAUAAAUAUUAAUGUUGUAAGAACAUUUAAUCACUGGUGCAUAAUAUGUGUUUUUGUAUACACUUUAUGGUCUGUUAAAUUCUGGAGGGAAAAAAAAAAAAAAAAAAAAAAAAAAAAAAAAAAAAAGGAGAAGAUAACCAUGCUGCUUAAGCGGUUCAAGAUGCACACGUUAAACUGCAAAAGCUCAAAUAUUUUGCAAAAGUAUUUGUUCUGAUAGUGUUUUACUAUAACCUGGACUGAGGAGCCUAAAAUGAUCUGUGCAAAUACAACAAAAAGCACCAGCUAAUGCAAAAUUUUUCAGCACUGGUUUGUUUCUAUAAUUUCUCCUCUUCCUUCCUUCCAUGUGGUAUAUUUUGUUCAAUAAAACAUGGUGCUUUUCAGUUAUUUUAUUUUGUGUUAGAGACAUGUAUUAAUUAUAUGGAAUUGAUGAAAAAAGUGGGAAAAAUACAGAAAUGUAAACAAAAAAGCCUUAACUAAUGGUAGAAUAUAGACUUUUGAAGGAUAGAGAUAUUGAAAAGUGAUGGAGCAAUAACUGGGCAGUGCUCUGGUACUGUAAAACAGCUGAGCCACAUUACUGAGAAAGCUCUUACUAGGUGAGCUCUUGUUCAACUGACCUCUUAAUUCAAGUGUACAUGGUCAGUAAACAGUUUGUUAUAACCUUUAUCUACCUCUGCUGUGCAAAGGCCAUCCAAAUUCCAUUUCUGUGAUGUUCCUCAUAGAUUUUUGUUCACACUAUUAAUCACUAUCAUUUGUUUUUAUACUGUACCAAUACACUAGCAAGUCAGAUUCAUCCCAAGUGAAUUGGCACAUGAAGAAGAGUUAUUAUUUCUGUUUUGCCUCAUGGUGAAUUAAUAUAGAGAGCUAUUUUUAAGGUAUUUUCUUUCCUCUCUCCUGCUCUUCUUCAUCCUUCAUCCUUAUUUUUCUAUAAAAAUAUUUUCAAGUGGUGUCAGUGAAAAAUAUGACUGCUUGGCUACACUCAGUCCUGUGUCAUAGAAUAUGAGAGACAUGAGGAAAAACAGAGACAACAUCAUUACACGAAUAAAGUAGCCAAAUUAAUGUUGGGCAAAAAGAAGCAGGAAGCAAUUGCAGACUUUCAAUUAUUACUUACAAGUUGCAGUAAAUUUCUCCCCUUCCCACCUGGAGUCAGUGCCUGCAGUUCAAUGAUCUGUAUUUUUCUCUGUCAUCUUUUUUGAGGUUUGUUUCUUAAAUUUCUGAAACAAAGAGUCAUGUUGUAGAGAUGACUGCUGCUGGGGCAUAUGUUGCCAUUUUCAUUCCAGCAGUGUGGUAUACAGCUUCUCUUGGUGGCAUCUGGGACAUCAGGAGUAGACCAGGACUCUCCUAUGAAGUUAAGCAACACAUAAUCAUGUAUGAUGCAAAAUUUCAUUCCAUCUAUUCCUCAUUCGUAAUAGUUUUCCUGGCACAAACUUAAGCAUGCUUGAUAUUGUGCAUAUAUUACUUUUUUUUUUUUUUUUUCCAGAAUAAAUUUGCAUCUUGCCACUGCUAUAACUGCCAUCUUGUUCCAUUUCUCCUUGUACUGUAUGCCUAAUACAUACAUGAUAAAAAACUGGCUUAACAAGCAAGUAAUACUGAAAUAUUUCUGCAAAUUAUUGAUGAGAAAAAAAGAAAGAAAAAAAAAGAAUAGUAUUUAUUUUACAAUCAUAUGGAAGAGAGAUAUUUCCCAUGUCUUCUAUUGUCUUAUCUUCUGCAAUAGGGACAAUCCAGAUUUUGUGCAAUAUGUUAAUACUGCUGAGCCAAAUGUCAUAACAUAACCAGAACUAUAUGUUAUUCCUUAUUGCAUUUGCAUUUGGUAAUGCAUUAUAUUGAUGUUUUUCUUUCAUUAAAGAGACAGUAUUUUUUAUUUUUUUUUAUUAAUGGCAGGUGAAGGCUGUCCUGCACACCAUAAUUUAAAAACAUCAUUUCUAUAAAUGAUGAAACCAAGCCAUCAGCUGCCAAAGAAUACGUGGAACAACAUAUACAAACCAAACACAAGCUUUCAAGAAAUUCCUUCUUGAGGGUUAAAAAUAAUCUUAUUUUAAAUUAUUAAAAAAGAAUGAGAGCUGGAUAUCAAAUAGCAGAGCUGGCAGGUUUCAUCUGGUACGUCAUGUGACUCUUAGCUUAUAUAGUUAUACUCUUUUAUUAAAAAGUGAGGGACAAGGACAUUGUCUUCUGCUCUCUUUGUGUUUGUUAUGAUAAUGUCCUUUUUGUGAAUGCUGCCUCCCUGCACAGAAGAUAUCUGCUCAUCAUAAGAGCUGAAGACAGCUUAUGUACAUGCAAACAAGCUUACAGUGAAACCUGUCUUAAGUGACUGCCCGAAGCACAACCAAAUCUCAUCUGCUAAGCAGAGGUAGCUUAAAGGAAAAUGAAACCCAUAUACCUUAGGGAAUUUCAAGAUACAUUUGAUGAGCCACCUAAGGAAGAUAACUCUGAGGGGGCCUGGUCCUUACUGCAGCUUUCACUGUACAUCUCCUUAGUACUAUGGCCCUGCAAUGAGCUUUGUGUGGGCAGGCUUAGAGCUGGGCUCAAUUAUGCCCAGCCUUGCUACAGGUACAGUGGGCCUUGCUAAAGGUACAAGCAUGCAUCUACAAAAAGUUCACUGUAGCAUAUAGGUCUACAUUUGGUGUCCCAUAGUCUUUACUCAGGAAUUGCUCAUGGGCAUAGUGCACGAACAAAGGAUCACUGGGUUCAACCUUAGUAAAAUUAGUCUUGACUAGAGACUGGCAAUGAUACAUUGUGAAUGGUUCUGGUUUAUUAUUGUUGUCUACUGUUUUAUUAGUUUGGAGAAAGAGGGUUUCAAAAUUUUGUUAGGAGCACAGAGGACAAGCUAGCAGAAAUCUUAUCAAUGCUGAAAUUAAAUUAAAUAGCCUUUCUGUUGUAACGAGAGGCUCCGUUGUCUGAGUAGCUGUCAGGAAACAGCAUUACGCUAGAAAAAUUUGGAAAAAUAUGUUCAUCUCUGACUAUGAUAGUUUUCAUAAAAAUUAGAUUUUUGGAUGGAGAAUAGGACUUGAACACAUAUAAUCUCAACUGAAGGAUUUAAUUUGCCAACAUAUUCUGCAACAACUCUGAG
This is a messenger RNA of Oxyura jamaicensis (ruddy duck), 6760 nucleotides long. RefSeq names its product family with sequence similarity 155 member A (gene NALF1). The record is from RefSeq and is a predicted model, not a curated record. The transcript has 3 exons. Gene Ontology annotation, molecular function: stretch-activated, monoatomic cation-selective, calcium channel activity. Gene Ontology annotation, biological process: calcium ion import across plasma membrane. Gene Ontology annotation, cellular component: plasma membrane. NCBI's taxonomy places the organism in Eukaryota, Metazoa, Chordata, Aves, Anseriformes, Anatidae. Bases 784 to 2046 code for a protein of 420 amino acids.